This is a messenger RNA of Labeo rohita (rohu), 3429 nucleotides long. RefSeq names its product solute carrier family 16 member 12a (gene slc16a12a). The coding region runs from base 280 to 2154 and encodes 624 amino acids. Gene Ontology annotation, biological process: monocarboxylic acid transport; transmembrane transport. Gene Ontology annotation, molecular function: monocarboxylic acid transmembrane transporter activity. NCBI's taxonomy places the organism in Eukaryota, Metazoa, Chordata, Actinopteri, Cypriniformes, Cyprinidae. The transcript is spliced from 8 exons. The record is from RefSeq and is a predicted model, not a curated record.
ACGCCGCGCAGUGAUGCAGAGCCAUGUGCGCCAAUGUGUACCACACUUUGGAGGAGAGCAGUGCUUGUUUUGGUUCCUCGUCUGCUCUAGUUUCUGUACACUGGGAGAUGUGUUUCAGAUUUUAGAAGAUGUACCUUCAGUGAAGCAGCCUGUUGAGUCUUUAAUUUAGGGACGGAAAGUCAUCGCAUCAGGUCUGGCUCUGGUUUGCUGGACAUACAUUGAGAUUCUGCUUGAUGGCAUUUACGAGCUCAUAGAUGAAAACAAGAAGGAACAGAAGUAAUGCGAGAAAAACAGCAAGUAAAUACGUCCCAAACAGAGCCGGAGAGAGCAAAACCAGCUAAAACUGGAUCGAAAAGGAAACAAGAGGCUGAAAAGAGUGAGGGAGUGAGGGAGAGGAUGAAGAGAGGAAGCAUCUUGUCCAGCAAAAGUUUAGAGAUGAGUGAAAAAAAAACACAUCCAGUGGCCGCACCGGAUGGUGGAUGGGGCUGGAUGAUCGUGGCCGGAUGUUUCCUAACCACUGUUUGCACACGUGCAGUCACUAGGUGCGUUUCCAUCUUUUUUGUGGAAUUCCAGUCAUACUUUUCCAGAGAUUAUUCUGCAACUGCAUGGAUACACUCUCUGCUGGACUGCACUACAAUGUUGUGUGCUCCAUUGGGUAGUUAUAUCGGGAAUCGCCUCUCUUCUCGUAUAGCUAUCAUGAUAGGUGGGCUUCUGUCCUCUGCUGGUCUGCUGCUCAGCUCACUGGCCACCAGCGUGGAGUUCCUGUAUCUCACACUGGGUGUUCUUACAGGUGUGGGAUUUGCUCUCAGCUACACCCCUGCAAUUGCCAUGGUGGGUUCUUACUUCAGCGAGAAAAAAGCACUGGCUUACGGGAUCGCCAUGUCAGGCAGUGGCAUCGGAACCUUCAUACUAGCACCCGCUGUCCAACUCCUCAUUGAGUUCUUCUCCUGGAGGGGCGCGCUGCUCAUUCUGGGGGGUUUGGUGUCCCACCUGUGUGUCUGUGGAGCCCUUAUGAGGCCUUUGGAAGGCCAAAGAGGCAGGCAGAAAGAGAUGGAUUUGGAGGGUGGCAAAAAGGUUGAUUUCCUAAAUGUGAAACUUGCUGAUGCAGUGUAUAAUAUCGAGGUGAGUGCACAGGAACAGAAAUCAGUGGAGGUAAAACAUAUGGAUAAAAGAGAGAAUAAUGAACAUGCUGAGAAUACGCAGAGCGAUGGAAAACAACGGAUGGAGGCAGGUGAGUCAAAGCCCUCUGAUGCAAAGCAAACACACUCCGAUGUGGAAAUAAACCUUAGACAGGAUCUAGCAGAAGACUCAGUGACUGUGAGCAGAAACACAGAUGAAUGGGACAAAGAAUCAAAACCAAAGUGCUCAGAGACAGAUAUGUCUUUGGACUGUUUGCCCACCAACCAGGAGAGCACAGCUAUCCCAGAAUCAAAAUCAGAAGCAAACACAAACCACAAUACUUUGGCACAGUCAAAAGUGGCAAACACAAAAUUACUGAAGGAGUCCCGAGACAAUGUAUGGUCUAUCAUAAGGAAAACAGUAUUGAGAGAAUAUUCAUUCCUGUUGAUACCAGACUUCUUGUUGCUGUUGGUGUCCUUCCUGUUCCUUGCAUAUGGCUGCAGUGUGCCAUUUGUGUAUCUUGUGCCAUAUUCCCUGAGUGCAGGCGUCAGCCCUCAACAGGCAGCAUUACUCAUGUCCAUACUUGGAGUGUCAGGGAUUGUCGGUACUAUCACUUUUGGAUGGAUUGCAGAUAGAAAGUGUUUGAGGCCAUAUAGAGUGGUGAGUUACAUGCUGGCUGUGGGGUCAGAAGGUCUGAGUUGUCUCUUUCUGCCUCUGCUGAAUGGUUUUUCCCUGCUCGUCCCAUUUUCUCUCAUCUACGGCUACUUUGAUGGAGCCUACGUGGCACUUAUUCCUGUGGUGACCUCUGACACUGUCAGCUCCACCCACUUGACCUCAGCUCUGGGAGUUGUUUACUUUCUUCAUGCCAUCCCCUACCUCAUCAGCCCACCUAUUGGAGGUUGGCUAGUGGAUCAGACAGGCUCCUACACGGCUACUUUCUUCCUCAGUGGAGUCGCUCUGAUCUGCAGUGCUGUGAUUCUGGCUGCUGUGAGAGUUAUCAUCCGCUGCACUAGAGGGAGCUCUUGCUUAAACUGACUCACAACCAGGUACACAGGAGAGUUCUAUAGCAGUAGAAAAGUACAGCAACAUUUCUGUCAAGAAACAGUUAGAUGGUUUGCCACAAAUACAAGCUCUUCUAUAGCAUUAAUGGACACAGAACUGACCAAAAGAACACACUGCUGUACUGCCGAAAAACAGGAUUUGUGUUCCAGCUGGUUAAAGCCUUUGGUGAUUUUACUAGUGAGUUACUAGUCAAAUGCUCCAAAUAUUUGAAUGUUUGAAUAUUUGAUACUUUUUGUUAUUUUUAUGUGCGUCUCUCUCUGCUUUGUACACUGCUUCAUUCACAGCUCAGUAUUUUUAUAAUGUACACUACCGUUCAGAAGUUUGGGGUCUGUAAGAUUUAAUGUAAGAGAAUGCUCAGUAAAGGUGCAUUUAUUUUAUUAAAAAAUCCUGUAAAAACAGCAGUUUAUUACAAAUAUCGAAGUGUUAUUUCAAUUUAAUUUUUUGAAAUAUACAUUAAAAUGUAAUUUUUUUUUCCUGUGAUGGCAAAACUGAAUGUUCAGCAUCAUUAUUCCAGUCUUCAGUGUCACAUGAUCCUUCAGAAGUCAUUCUAAUAUGCUAAUAUUGGUGCUUAUUAUUAUUAUUAUUGGCGUUUCUUAUUAUCAGUGUUAAAAACAGUGUAGUACAGAAUAUUGACUUUACGUCACUUUUGAUCACUACUUUCACAAUAGUCACUUUUGAUCAGUUUAAUGUGCUUACUGACCCCAAAAUUUUGAAAAGAAGUGUAUACAAUACACCACUGUCAACCUCACUGUCCUAAAAACAUAAUCAAAUAUCAUGCUUUUUAGUGUCAUAAAUUUGUUACUCAUUUUGGUACUGCAGUCAAUAUGGUAGCUCACGGCUCAGAUGGAAUCAGCUCCACAUUUUGUAUUUUAAAUGUUUUGAAUUCUACGUUUAUAAAUCUGGCAAAAUGCAAUGUUUUUCUUUUCUAAUUAUGCAUCUACAAAGCUUUCUUUGGAGUUGGAUAUUAUGUGUGAGCCAUUCAGAGAAUGCCUUUGUGAAUAGACUUUAUGGAUGAAAAACAUGGCUAAAUUAUUGCCAGGGAAACAAGAAUAAUAUGAGAUGCUAUAUGUAAACAGUAUCAGAUCACCUGUAUUUCAUAAAAAGGUCAUGGACAAUAUUGUGCCUUUGAAAAGAAUUAUGGGUAUUCAACAAGAAGAGAAACAAAUUACAGCAAUCUUUUGAUUUACAUUUUUAGAAAGUACAUCAACUACCUUGUGACUCUGAACAAUACAAUUUGUUUGUGUGCGA